GUCAUGUUGUGGAGAAGAACUGGAGCUCGGGGCAGGAUGUGGUCUGCGAGCGCCUCUCUUCUCUCACUUCUGUUUCUGCUGCUUCUGCCUCAGCCUUCACUGCUUUACUCUUUAAGAAACUGCACCAGAGACUUCCACGACAGCAGUGAAGUAUUUUGUGACUCCAGUGAGUUAACCACAAUUCCUCAAGGCAUUCCCAAAACUGUGACUUAUCUAACAGCUGCUGCAAACCUCAUUGUAACAAUCAGAGAGUCUGAUUUUAAAGGCUUUACAAAACUUGAGACAUUAGUUCUUGCAAAAAACUAUAUUAAACACAUUGAAAAUGGAGCAUUUUCAGAUCUGUUUGCUUUAAAUAAACUAAAUUUGAUGCACAACAAACUCACAAAAUUGACUGACAACAUGUUCGAGGGACUGACCAAUUUGACGGUUUUAGUAUUAAAAAACAAUAAGAUUAAAAGUAUUUCGCCUCUGUGCUUCAAGCCUUUAGGAAAGCUGCAGAAACUGGAUAUGAGCUUUAAUAUGUUGGUGAACAAUAGUGAUGUUGUUAACAUAGUUUCACACUGUCCAUCGUUAAAGGUUUUAGAUCUGAUGUGGAGCAUGUUCACUAUUUUUGAAACUGACUUUUUUCCUUUUCCACUGCAGGACCUCAUGGUGUUGUAUCUGGGCUCAAUGACUCUGAGCAAAUUCCGUGUUCACUCCAAUGUUUUCCCUCAGUUAGAAUCUCUCACGUUAUUAGGCAAUGGACCUGCACUAGAAUGGGACGUUUCUGACAAAGUUUUCACCAAUCUGAAGACUUUCGAAAUAGGCUUUACUGAAUUAAAAACUGAAACAUACAAAACGAUUUUUCAAAGUUUUGAUUCACUUGAGAAUAUUUAUUUCAGUAAUUUGGGCAGGAUUCUUGACAAAAGAAUGUUUGACUUUGUUUGUGAAAUUCCAUCUUUACAAAAGUUUGGUGUAUUUCGAAAAAACAUUUCUGUUAUAGGCGACACUCUUCUGCAGUCCUGUUCUCGUCUCACUGAUCUGAAGCUUACCCAGAAUGCACUGACUGAGUUAUCUGAGUCCUCACUUCGAACGAUGACCCGACUCACAAAUUUAAGCAUCGAGUCCAAUCGAUUGAGCAUAAUCCCUCCAACCAUAAGAAACAUGUCCAGCCUCAUACAACUGUCGUUUGACUCCAACCAAAUCCUAAAACUCCAAUGUUCUGACUUUUUAAAUUUACAAUCAUUAAGAAAAAUCAGCCUAAAUUACAACAGAAUUUCCACAUUUAAGAGUUGUGUAUUUCAGGAUCUUCAGAAUUUAAGGGAACUUUAUCUAGAAAAUAAUUUUAUUUCGCAGUUAGAUGAUACCAUUUCAAACAGUUUGCCCAAUUUGGCUGUUUUUAAUGUUAGUGAGAAUCACCUUAGAUCAAUUGAGAAACAUACGUUCUUUAAUAUGUCACAUCUAACUGUCUUAAACUUGAAAUCAAAAUCGGCCACAGAGAUACAGAGUGGGGGUUUGGAGGGACUUGUGGGUCUGAAGAGGUUGACCUUCUCACUAAACUACCACAGUGGGAGUGUAUUUGAAGGUCUGCAACAACUGGAGCGUCUUGUUGUGUUUAUUUCAAGUGACAUAGAAAUGACUGAACUCUCUGAGCAGAGGACUUUACAUUUAGAGGCUUUGCAGGAGUUAACUAUUCAAGUUGACAAAAGCGCAUGUGUUUAUCAUGCACUUUAUAUACUCCAUGGUUUGAAAAAAUUGAGAGUACUUUCACUAGACACAAUCUGCUGUUUAACUCCCUCUAACAUAUUUGGGGAAACUCCAAAUUUAAUAAAUCUUCAAAUAACAAACUGUGUCGAGAUUAGUCCUAAGCCUGAACUUUUUCAUCCAAUCACAGAUUUACACAUUCUCAACUUGUCACACAAUAAAAUGAAAAAUUUAGAUUUUCUCAUUAAAGCCAAUCUGACCAAACUAGAAAAGUUGAUCUUAGCAAACAAUGAUCUAGCAGUUAUAAAUGAGACUGUUUUUGAGGCUCUCCCUUCACUAAAAUACCUGGAUUUAAGUGGAAAUCCAUUUGUGUGUGACUGCUCAAACGCUUGGUUUAUAAACUGGACGAUCAGAAACAAACAAGUCCAAGUGGUGGGUGCUUAUCAGUACAGAUGUUCUUCUCCUCCGUCUGAAGAUAGACACUUUCUGCUGGACUUUAAUGUGCAGCUGUGUUGGGAGUUCACUGGCUUCCUCUGCUUCAUCUCCACCUCUGCUUUGGUCCUUGUCACUCUUCUGUCCUCCUUCACCUAUCACUUUCUGCGCUGGCAGCUGGUCUACGGCUUCUACCUCCUUCUGGCAUUUCUCUACGACAGUAAAAAGAGGAGACAGGGCUGUCCUGACAUCUAUGAUGCGUUUGUGUCCUACAAUGUCCAUGAUGAGGACUGGGUUUACAAAGAGUUACUGCCUGAACUGGAAGAAGUACAAGGGUGGAGGCUGUGUCUGCACCACCGCGACUUCCAGCCAGGGAAACCCAUCAUUGAGAACAUCACAGACGCCAUCUACAGCAGCAGGAAGACUCUGUGUGUGAUCAGCCGCCGCUACCUGCAGAGCGAGUGGUGCUCACGGGAGAUACAGAUGGCCAGUUACCGUCUGUUCGAUGAGCAGAAGGACGUGCUGAUCCUGUUGUUUCUGGAGGAGAUCUCGUCCAAUCAGCUGAGUCCCUUCUACCGCAUGAGGAAGCUGGUGAAGAGCCGCACGUAUCUGAGCUGGACCCAGGCCCAGAGCCAUAAGGGCCUGUUCUGGGAGAAUGUACGCAGAGCAUUAGAGUGUGGCAACGAACCUACAGACAACCACAACCCGCUGACCGCUAACGUUUAGCUGCUCAAACCAGCUAAUUGCUAACAUUUAGUUGAAAAUGCAUGCUACCUGCAAAUGUUUUAUUUACUAAAGCUUGUUAACUGCUAAGGUUUAGCUGCUAAUAGGCUACCUUGGCUGAUUUGGCACAUUUUUUCAAAGUGCACAUGCCAAAAUGCUUCUGCAGGCCUAUUUAAACAGACAAUAAACGUGAGAAAAUGGAGCACAUAAGAGUAAAGUCUGACUUCAGAU
This is a messenger RNA of Periophthalmus magnuspinnatus, 3069 nucleotides long. Its product is annotated as toll-like receptor 13. The record is from RefSeq and is a predicted model, not a curated record. Gene Ontology annotation, cellular component: membrane. The transcript has 4 exons. Gene Ontology annotation, biological process: immune response; inflammatory response; toll-like receptor signaling pathway. Gene Ontology annotation, molecular function: transmembrane signaling receptor activity; protein binding. Lineage: Eukaryota; Metazoa; Chordata; Actinopteri; Gobiiformes; Gobiidae. The coding region runs from base 4 to 2841 and encodes 945 amino acids.